Messenger RNA from Phytophthora sojae, 1269 nucleotides. RefSeq lists its product as hypothetical. Gene Ontology annotation, cellular component: membrane; endosome. Lineage: Eukaryota; Oomycota; Peronosporomycetes; Peronosporales; Peronosporaceae. The record is from RefSeq and is a predicted model, not a curated record. Gene Ontology annotation, biological process: protein K63-linked deubiquitination. Gene Ontology annotation, molecular function: metal-dependent deubiquitinase activity; K63-linked deubiquitinase activity; protein binding. Bases 1 to 1269 code for a protein of 422 amino acids. The transcript is spliced from 11 exons.
AUGGACGUCAGCGAGCGGCUGGUGGCGCGGCGCGCGCACCUCGCGCCGUUCUGCAGCGUGGACCCCGUGAAGCAGCACCUGCGCCUGCAGAGCUACUACCAGUUGGCGCGCCAGCUCCACCGCCAGUCCGAGACGUACUUCGCCGAGGGCGCUUGGGACAACGCCUACGUGUUCCUGGCCAAGUUCAUCAAGCUCUGCUCCAAGGUGAUCACAGCACACCACGACUACGAGUUGCCUCGGUAUCAGAAGGAGCGCGAGUGGGUGCGCACGCAAGCUGCAGACGGAUUCAAGCUCUUCGAUGCGAUUUUGGAUGGCAUGGAAGCGGAGGAGCUCGAGUAUUUGGAGUAUGAGCGAUCGCUGAACCAGGAAAAGCAGCAGAACAACAGCGCUGCACUCGCCACAGAGCAGGCAAAUAUGAGUGCAUUGGAGGCUCGGUUGCAGGCGAUGCGCCUGGCCAAGAAAAACGCAGAGCAGCCAAAAGUGCAGGCAGCGGGGGCAGCGGAGAAGGAAGAGGUGCGCACACUCAACCAAUCGACGCCGGUCAAGCCGCACGUCAGCCGCUCAGUUGAGCCGCGUGUAAAGGAACGAAGCAAAACUGUAUCGUACCCCACAGUGGGGAAAGCAUCGUGGAUGACUGGGGAUGCUGCUCAGCCUUCUCACACGCACUAUUCUGCACCGCCUCUCAGUCGUCAGAGAUCACAGGAGGCAAUUGCAAACAUGACCAGUGGGAAGAUUCGCACGCUGGAAAUACCGGCGGGGAUUAUUGCACAGUUCGCAUUACUGGCUGCACCGAACACCAACCAGCCCCCCUACGGCAUUGAGACCUGUGGUAUAUUAGCCGGAAUUUUGCAUGACCGGAAGCUCGUGAUAACCACACUAAUUAUCCCGAAGCAAGAAGGGUCAUCGGAUAUGUGCACCAUGACGAACGAAGAGGAGUUGUAUGACUUUUGCUUCAGUAACGAGCUGCUUACUCUUGGAUGGAUUCACACUCAUCCUAAGCAGGACUGUUUUUUGUCGUCGGUGGAUGUCCACACCCAGUGUGGCUUUCAAUCGAUAUUGCCCGAGGCUGUCGCCAUCGUUGUUGCACCAAGCGACCCGCACAAGAAUGUCGGCGUGUUUCGGUUAACAGAGCCAAGCGGGUUGCAGCUGAUUCAAAACUGCAAUCUGACGGGCUUCCACACGCACCCGAGCCAGAUUGAAAUCUACUCGGACGCGUUCGAGUGCAAGUGGAUGGAGCAGAUCUCUGCUCAACUGAUUGACAUGAGGUAG